GCGACCCUGAAAAGGAUAAGCGGAAGCGAAAGGAACGUGACCUGAUGUGACUCAGUUUGUGUAUAUAAAGAGCAGAGAAGUUCCCCGUCAUUACUGCAUCACUCAGCUGAUACUUGAACAAUAGCUUUACCUGACAGAGCAUCAACAUGAAGACUGUCCUGCUCCUCUCUGCUCUCCUCUACGCUGCACUGGCAGCUCCAGCUGAAGAAGAUCAUGAGGCUUCAGAAGAAGCAAUGGUCAUCCUGAAGGAAGAUGUGGCUGCUGCCCGUGCCCAAGAGUUUGAGGGAGCAGACACACCUCAAUCUCAUUUUAGCUUCUGUCCAGAUGGCUGGUUCAGCUAUGGUUCUCGCUGCUUCAAGUUCAUCAAUAGUCCCAAGUCCUGGAUCUCUGCUGAGGAGUACUGCAAUAGUCUGGGUGGCAAUCUGGCCUCAGUUGCCAACCCAAGAGAGUACAGCUUCCUCCAACAGAUGACACAGACAGCGGGUCGGACUACUGCUUGGCUGGGAGGUUUCAGACUGCAGAACCAGUGGCUUUGGAUUGACCGUGAGGGUUUCUAUUACACCAACUGGUACAGCCAGUCCUCCUCCAGCAGCUACUCUUGCCUCUACCUACAAUCCGCCUAUGGUUGGAGUAACACUCAGUGUACUUCCAGCAAUCCUUUCAUCUGCUCUAAGAAUGCAUUUGGUUGUUAACAUUUAUGCUAAGCAUAUUUGGCCUGUGGGCGGGCCACAUGGUAUUUUUUUCUGUUUAAAAACAUAAACUCUGUUGUAUGUGUUAAUGAAUGGGAGAUUUUUUUGUCUUCUUCAAAGAUUUAAAUAAUGAAGUGCUAGUAAAUUCUGUUGGUCAGUUUAACAAUUUCUUUUCUAAAAUAAAGACAAUGUGUAAUUGCCUUUGUUGUAUCUCUUUUGUAAGUCUUCUGAAGGUAAAGAUUUCUUCAUGACUAUAAAUAAUACCAAUACCAAUCACUGAAGGGGCAGUUCAACCA
Molecule: messenger RNA, 985 nt
Organism: Oreochromis aureus
Lineage: Eukaryota; Metazoa; Chordata; Actinopteri; Cichliformes; Cichlidae
Product: ladderlectin-like
Exons: 10
Coding region: 147-692 (181 amino acids)
Molecular function (GO): signaling receptor activity
Source: RefSeq, a predicted model, not a curated record